GUUGUAGACCGACUCAGUUUGUGUGCGUCCGGCUUCCCAGAAACUCGCUUUGCACCCUCUGUGUACACCACUGUUCUGCGGAAUGCGUCCGAACGGUUUUUACGCGGAUGUUAAUCGCUUCUUGUAAUAUUAUUUCCAAGUUUAGAUGUUACGAGCCUUUUGUUGUUGCCCGCUAUUUUUCGCUCAUGAGUGCGGAAUGGUGAGAGUGACCAUGUUGCUGUUUACGGCACUUUUUUUCCUAGAAAAGUGCUGGUUCUGUACUUGUCUUGUGAUUAAUCCGGGGAGUUCCGGCGGCCUCACCAGCGGCGAUCCCGCUCCGGGGCGCUCGCCGGGACCCCCGGAAAUCGAGCUCACCACGCUGCUUCUGCCCCAAGAAGCGGACGAGUGCGGACUUGAAGGAAACGUUCAACUUGCAACGGAAAAUUUUAUCAAUCUUACGCUGGGGCACAGACUUUUUAUUACGGACCACUUAGUCGCAGGAAUGGAGUACCAAGUUAACUUGAAGAGGAUCCGAGAAGGACCUGUCAUAACAUUCUCGAUAAAAUCAACAGUUGAUGGCGUUCCAAAGGGAAAAUUUAUCAACACAAUCGACGAAUUAAACUGUUGGCCGAACGUCUUUAAAAGUCACUUGAAUGGGUCGGCAUUAACGCUCAAGUGGACGAUGGAAGACAGCGAGGAGUUGGCGAAAACGAAUUUAACUUUCGAAGUGAAUUACCAAGUGUCAGACGAUCCAUCUGUCUACAGAGUGAUAUAUUCUUUUCCAAUAAGUCAAGAUUGCCAACUCCGCCUGAAAAAAGAGGAAGCCGUGAUAAGUUGGCGAGAUUUUCCCCAUUCCAUCAGCGACUGUCAAGUGUGGUUUCCCAGCCACGAUACAGGCCACAGUCUCGUCAUCGAACUCACAAGACUCAAUGUGCCCUGCUCUAAAGGCUACAUCCACUUUUCCGGCCUCAACAUCACGCAACACCAGCAGUUCCGGAGCCACCGGCAAGCGCAUCUCUGCGGAAAGCUGGAGGAACUGCCGGAGAGCGACCGGAAUGUCUACUUCCCCUUUUCCCAUACUCCUCCGGUUAUGCACACUCAUGGUAAUCCGGUCUUCGCGUUAUCCUACCAUCUGGUCGAUUACUGCUACAAUGUCACUUUUGUCGCAAGAAACGGCUCCUUCGAACUCAAGCCUACGGAGGAGCUGCAGUGCACUUUCAAAAUUUAUCUGCCGUAUGGGAACAGAGUGGCGCUAAAUCUGCAGAUCGGGGACAGCACUUCCACAGGGACUCCCGCGACGGACGCCCUUCUGCAGAAUCCGAAGAGCGGCGAGAAAUGUGAUGGUUUACUGACGCAACUCCACGACGGAGACAACACUUGGUCCCACUGCACUAAGCCCGGAGACGCCGAGCGUCGGAUUGAAAUUGUAUCAAGAGGGAAUAAGGUGGUGCUGCGGGUAAAUGUGCGUAGUUCUAAUAGGGGUUCUUUGGGAUUACGGAUGAUGUAUCAUGCUACACCGAUUGAGGAGAUCGUGGGUGCGUGCGGAUUCGGGUGGGUGACUCUUAAGCAGUUUUGUGUGACGGCUGUGGAGGAGUUUAAACUGCCAUGGGCUCAGGCAGAAAUGGAGUGCAUCAGGAGGGGAGGACACCUGGCGAGCAUCAGGAGCGACUACGCACAGAACAUCAUCAACAACCUGCUUCUGAAUAGCCCCGGGUAUCGGGACCACAACGCUUAUUGGAUCGGUGCGUCUGAUAAAAUCGUCGAGGGUGACUUCCGGUGGUCCGACGGCCUCCCCUUCUCGUUCACGAAUUGGUUUCUCGGAUGGCCUCAGCAUGGACACUACAAUCGGCAGCCUAACGACGACGGUCUUAGCGAACAAGACUGUGUGGAAGUUAGAAGGAUCUAUUCUCUGCCGUCGGCUUCGGCUAGUGUGGCGUCGGCCUUUAUGUGGAAUGACAGAGAUUGUUCCACGCCUAAUUACUUCAUCUGCGAAAGAUUAAUUAACGAUGAGCCGUUGGAGGACAAUUGGCCGCCGGAUUGCAAUAGAUCGGUGGAACUAUCCAGACAGCAGCCCCGAUCCGUUGUCUCUAGCCCCGGAUUUCCACGUCAUUAUCCAGACAACACGGAUUGUGACACCGACAUCACAGCGCCUCCUGGUUAUCGACUCGUUCUGGACUUUGAGGAGUUGGUUCUCGAGAACGAACCUUCUUGCAGCUACGACUAUUUGGAGAUUUUGGAAAAUAACAACGUUACUUCCGCCAUAAAUUCAACUUCUGCGAGGCGUCUGUGUGGCGACUGGAGUUCCAAACUAAAAUUGCUUCGAUACGUCAGUAAUGGGUCGAAACUGAAAUUAAGAUUCAGCUCGGAUUAUUCGCAUCAUUUCGGCGGGUACAAGGCGCGUGUCUCGAUGGAAAGCGCAUCGCAAUGCUCCGAUGACCGCUUACACAUGUUCAACAACUCGUGCUACCUAUUUGUAAGUUACCCUGAAGUAACUUGGUCAACGGCGCAAGAAAUCUGCAAAGGCAAAAAAGGCCAACUGGCCUCGAUUCUAAGCACCGAAGAAGAACGUUUCAUCACAACGAACAUUCGCAAAUCUAUUGAAUAUCGCACUAGUGCGCUUUAUUGGCUCGGAGGAAAGUCCGAAACCGAUUCCGGCUUUAAAUGGACGGACGGAAAUCCGAUGCAAUAUAUGGGCUGGCUGCCAGGACAGAAACCAGCUGACGAUACAAACGUCAGAUGUCUGGGGAUUCAGUGGACACCGUCUCCAACACCGAUGCUCCCCAGCGGCUUCUACUGGAAAUCGCGUAGGUGUAGCACCCACGGUGGUUACGUGUGCAAAAAACCGAGUCAAAUAUCGGGGGUUGGGAUUAACUUUAAUCGAACGGUAAACGGAUCAGAGGGUAGUUUAACGAGUCCUUAUUAUCCCGAUCACUACUACAACCACUUGGACUUUUCCGUGAGGAUUCUCGGGCCGGACAGGACACGUCUGGUGGUGAAGUUCUUGAAAAUUGAUAUCGAGCACCAACUGGAGUGUCUGUACGAUUUCGUGGAGCUGUCAAGCGGAGGACAAAUCGGCGACGCUGUGAAGUUCUGUGGGACUCAUGACACCGACAUGCAUCGGUUCAACUUUGUGUCGGAGGGCAACGAAGCGGAAUUGAGGUUCCAUUCCGAUUACUCAAUAUCGGGAAGUGGAUUUUCACUGACGUGGCAUGCCGUCGACGUUUCCGCAUGUCCUUUGCAAACUCUCACGGCCAAGGAAGGGGUCCUAACUAGCCCAAACUACCCCGACUUUAUCCUGGCACAUUUAAAUUGUUCCGUGACGAUUUUAGCGCCGGUAGGGAAACGCGUCUGGCUGGAGUUUCACGAUUAUGACAUCGAAAGGACGACCUUACAAGGACGAGGCAAAAAUGCGUUGUUGGAAGUGACCUUAGGGAAGGAGUCCCUGCCCUUUGAGCCCUUCGAGUCGGAAACCCUGCUCACCGAAGGCACUUUCCUCUCGGACGAAGAAAGAUUAAAAAUCAGUCUCCGCACCGGCGACCGACCCUCGGGUAAGGGAUUCCGAGCAAUUUACAAAAUCAUUACCUCGGCUCAAGAAGAGAAAAUUAUCAAUCUCAAGCAGAAUUCAUCCGGAUUGCUCCUCCACCUUAAUUACCCAAAUAACCCUCCAAUUAAUAUUAAUUUCCUCCAACACUUUAUCGCACCCUUGGGAUGCACAAUAUCCUUGGAGUUUUUUCGUGUCAAGCUCAGCGACAAGGAGUGUCUGGAUGGAAAUGGCGUCAUUGAAGUGUACGACAAUUAUUAUGACACGAACGGAACCUCGUGGAAAUUAUGUUAUGACGCAGACACGGAAGACGCUAUCGCCCCCGUGACUCCAAUAUCGAUCACUUCGUUCCUAAACACAUUACACGUACGCCAGAAGAGUGGAGUUGUCGGAGUUGCCCUAAAUGGCAGUCUUCGGGUUCAGCCCGAUCCGGAAUUUAAACCAAAGCUCCUCAAACAUAAAGAUGAUGAAGUGGAGUCAUGCAGUCCCAACCCGUGCCAAAACGAAGGCAAAUGCGUCACGAAAGAGCACCAGAGUUUCUGCCAAUGCACCGGCCAUUUCAUCGGUCUCUUCUGCGCCUUGACCAAAUGCGAGCUGGAACCGUGCGUUUUCGGAACGUGCCACCUGACCAACUCGAGCUACUCCUGCCAAUGCAAGCCCGGCUACGUUGGCCCCAACUGCGAACAGAAACGCAAACCGUGCGAGGGAAAUCCCUGCGAGAGCAGAGGCCUGUGCAUCGAACGUGGGGACAGCUUCCAGUGCCGGUGCCAUGCCUGGUGGGAAGGCCCCAGAUGUGAAAAACGAAUGCUGCACAUCCCCUACAAACCACUCAGUGAAAGGAUGUUUCACGAACCGUUUUGGCUGGGCCUGAUGACCGUCUGCGUGGUGAUGGCAGUCAUCGGACUGGUUUGGUGCGCCAAGAGACACUUCCCCGAAAAAAUCGAAAAACUCUUGGCCGAAGAAAACGACAGGAAUAGAAGCACAAUUUCUUCGCUGAGGAGUUCGUCGGUUCGCGAGCAGCUGGCCGCAGCUUCAGGAGCCGCUUCCGUGACGGUGACCCCCAGUCCAGGUCCGACAGCGCCUCGUUCCCUUUUUGGCCGCCUGGGUAUCCGCAAGCCAUCCAUCCUCAGCCUGACCAGUCCACACGCCAGCGGCUACGUUCCCGCCACCGCCCGAACGUUUAGUUUGGACGAUUUGCUAAAACCUCUCCCGAGACGUAAGGCCUGGUGCCUGAGCUGUAAAUGUCAACACACCUCUAUACUCUUAUACUCGCUCACUCUCUAUUUUUCUCUACUUCUUCUCUGUUGUCGUAGACCAGAAUGCCAAUGUUCCUUUAUCCUCACUAUCUUGCGUGUGGCUGGUACCCCAUCUCCGAAGAAAAAGCGAAACAACUCGACGCCGACCAAAAAGAACGCUGCUGAGAAGAAGCAGAUUCUGCAGCAGUUAAUAUCGCCUGGUAAUAAGCAGUUGUCUCGCAAAGUAAGCCUCGGUGAGCUGAUGCAGAUGAGCGAGAAAAAGCUGAAAGAAAGUGGCGAACAAAAGCCAGACGCAGAGUCGCGAAUAAAAGAGACGAAAUUUGGCGAAGGCGACAGUGUUCAGAGCGCUUUGAACGAUCCAAAACUCGAGAAAAAAGUAACAUUCGCUCGUUUAUUAAACAAAGUCUCUGCCGAAAUGAGCUCCGGCUCGGAGAUGGAGCUUGGCAUAAUGCAGAGCAAUCGAUUAGGUUGCGUUUUCGCGCGUCCUUCCAGCACCCCACCUUCGCCAAACGUAGACGCCAGAUCGCCUAACAGUACCUCGAGUAACCAAGGUAGUGAUUCGUUCACCAGCUCUGAUCUCGCGAUCCCGAGUGCUUUGAGUUCAAGUAUUUCAGAUCUUUUGAGCAGCCGAAAGAACAGUCGCUUGCCCAACGGCAGACAAAAGCCAGCAAGUGCCGAUUCUAUCCUUGCUAUGUUCCGGAAUUUCUCGGCGAGUUCAGCUGGGGCCAAUUUGCCCUCCUCGCUGAAGGUCUCCCCGUCUACCACUCCCACGGCUUCGAGUCCGCAGGACGACAUUGUCGGCGACGACGAGUCGUCCACUUCGUCGAUUCACACUCCUGUCUCGUUCUCCAGCGGGCCGCCAGAGAGCCCUGUCUUGCACCGGCCGAGCCAGAGCACGAUAGAAGUGCCCGUGCUGGACCCCCUGAGCGCGCACAAGUCGCCCAGCAGCGGCAGCAACUUCCUGCAUCCGCCCACGAUACUCUUAGAGAUACCGAGCACAAUCAACAAGUGCCUUUCGCCCAUUCGGGAGAUGCCUACGCCGUUACCUUCGCCGAUCCCAUCGCCAGCACUCACACCCAUCAUGCGACGAAGUCACAUCUCCUCGUCUCUGGAGGACGCCGCUGAAAUGAGUGACGACAGGAUGUCGGUAGAGCUUCCCAAUAUCUCCAUCAGCGAUGACGACGACAUGCCGUGCACGCAAGACAUCGCCAUCGAUCCGCAAGCCGAAGACGGACUUAUCUUAGAAGAAGCCGCAGCCAUGCACCAAAACUCCACGCGGAAAGGAAAACAUCGUCCCCCGCCUCUUGGUCAAACCGUAAAAUCGCAACCGCUAGUAAUACCCGUACUCACAAUCCAAACUCCCUCCCCGACUCACUCAAAAACUCCCUCAAUUCUCUUCCCCGGCUCGCCCCCGCCUCAAAAACCCCACCAUCAGGAACCUUCAUUCCAGUUCCCACCUCCCAAACAAAACCGCAAACUCUACAAAGACCUGGACAAGCCCAACUCUCUAGAUCUGCCUUGUGCGCCCCCAAUGAUCACAAUAACGUGCAAUAUGAGUGAGGCAGAAUCAGAUGCCGAGUCUAUAUCCCCAGCUGCGAAAGCCUCAGGACAUUUGGGAGGUGCCUCAGCUGGAAUGACCUAUCUAAGCCCUUUUUCCAUCGCACGAGGUGAACACAACGCAUCUGAAUCUAAUCUAAGUUCAUCCGGGUACAGUUCAAUGGCAAGUCCAGGUCCUUCUAGAUGCGGUUCUAGCAAUCCCUUGUGUCCUUCCGAAAUGGAGGACCAAGGACCUCCCGGGUCCGGACCAUCCCAUCGAAGACCGUCCCCAGUGUUAAAAACCAACUCCAAUCCUUCGGAACGGUCAGACAUGGACAAGAAAACGGAAGAACAAAGGCGGGGACGUUCCGAUUCUGAGACACUCUCAGAUGAUCCUCUUCUAGAAUCAAACGACGAAGGCAUCGGAACUGACCACAUUGAUGAGAAAAUCGAGGAAGGUGAUGUCAAAAGUGCGAAAGAACUCGAAGUCUUUAUGGUUAGUGAAAACGAAAAUACGAAAACCCUUCUGGACUUGCCCCUAAUACCACCCCCAACAAGGCCCGCAAAAAGCAUAGAGGACAACAUGGAGCGGCUCCUGCCGCCGCCAGUGGCCCCAGCCGGGAAAAAAACCCUCCAAUUGCCUUCAAUAAUAGUACAGUGUGACGGUUCCGGCUGUGAAAAACUCCUAAGUCCGAUGAGUUCGCGUAGUGAAAGCCCGUUAAGUGACCGUAGCGGUUUGGAUCGCUUCUCCCCACACUUCUACGGCAGACACAAAGAUCUACUACCUUUCACCGAUUCGGACGGACUUUACGACUUCUCCAGCACCGAUAAAAUGAACGUGAUGAAAAUGACGCAACAUAAAAAGACGAGCAAAAAGCGCGAUAAAAAACUCGUCAGGCACUGUAAGACACCGAGCCCCACUAAACCAACAAACCCCCUUUUACCGCACAACCAUCUCGACGUUCCCUCGAAAGACUCUUUCUACAAAGUUCCGCCGCCCCGGAAACUGAGCCCCAAAAGGAGGGCCACGCGGUCGCAAAUUGUUAGCUCAAGUUCGAGUUCCGAUAGUAUUAAUUCGAGUCGAGAAGUUCGGAUGUCUUCUUCUAGUCCUAGUCCCGAUACCAUUAGGUGGUCUUCACCCAUCGAUUGGCUGGACGAGAAAUGCCAACAAAAUGCACACGAAGUGGAUAAUUACGAUGAUGCCAGUAGUGCGAUGCUACCGAAAGCGGCCCCAGUUACGAGGCACCAAAAGAUAAGCAGAUUAAGGGCAAUUAGUCACCAAAUAAGAUUUUUGAGAAGAUUAGAACUUAGUUUGAAACGAAGAGAACGCACGGUCAGCCCUUCGGACAGUUUGGACAGUGGCGGAGACGACGAUUCUCCCCGUGCGACGUCCCCUUUACUCCAACAGUCGCGAAGUGGAAAAGUUGAGAUCCAGAAAAGUAGUAGCAUAGGAAAACUUCACAGUAGUCAAAGUAGCAAAACAAAGCGAGGCAAAUACAAGCGCGGUGAACUUUUGCUUCCGCAACAAGAAGAAAAAUCGUGGAAGAGAAUAGUUAUCACCGGAAAUGGUCACUCCGACUAAGUGUUUUAAGAAACGACACUAAAACGUACUGAUAGCUGCUAGUAAACGAAAAACGAAUAAAUCAAUAUAUUCUAAAACAUCGAACAAUCAUAACUGUAAAUUUUAAAUUGCAAUAUUUUAAAAAGUGAAUAAAUCCUGAAGCUUGUUGAUAACUUAUAAACCAUUUAUCGAAUUUACAUAUAAGGAUGAUUAAUAAUUUAAUGCUCAAGCGCGUUGUUGUUAAAUGUUGCACAUUGUUUAGGUUUCAUUCAGGCCCUACAGUUACAAAACGGCUAACACAUUGACCACUGGCCGGUAAAUCGGAGCAAUAUUUCUUAAUAAUAAAUUUGCUGUAAAAACCCCAUUUCGACGCGUUAUUGCUUCGGUUUCCCGCUGAGUCGUUAUAAAAUUGUAAUAAAUGUAAAUAAUGUCGUCCAUGACUUUCAAAGAUUCCCAGCGAGGGAUAACCACGGAAAUCAAGCUAACCUGGUUCAAGAAAGGCUUGUAAAUGAGACUGAUUUUCUACUAUAUUUAAAUUUUAGCCAUUGUUUUGUUAAUGCACUGUUCAUGUCCAGUCAAGUUUCCACUCCCACCCAACACGUUAUUGUCAUACGGGUAUCGUUGUUUGUUGGUACCACUGUGAUAGACCCAUUACACUGUAUGUAACUUAACUUCUACAGCAAUAUUAUGAAGGGAGCAAGAAGUCUUUUGGCACAAACGAGCAAUUAUAUAUGUAGUAUUGCACACUACUAUCUACGAACUAAACUUUCGUUGUACUUACUGUAACUUUAAGAAAAUGUCUUUCAUUGCGCCAUGCGUUCAAUACUAUAUAUUUUCUAUGUUGUUUAUUUGCUGUAUUCAUCGAAAUUUUAAUAAACUGCUUGUUUUCUUAACAA
Messenger RNA from Tribolium castaneum (red flour beetle), 8769 nucleotides. RefSeq lists its product as uncharacterized. Gene Ontology annotation, molecular function: serine-type endopeptidase activity. The record is from RefSeq and is a predicted model, not a curated record. The transcript is spliced from 18 exons. Bases 146 to 7894 code for a protein of 2582 amino acids. Lineage: Eukaryota; Metazoa; Arthropoda; Insecta; Coleoptera; Tenebrionidae.